This is a messenger RNA of Fusarium tjaetaba, 855 nucleotides long. Its product is annotated as NAD dependent epimerase. The record is from RefSeq and is a predicted model, not a curated record. The transcript has 2 exons. Gene Ontology annotation, molecular function: nucleic acid binding. The coding region runs from base 1 to 855 and encodes 284 amino acids. Lineage: Eukaryota; Fungi; Ascomycota; Sordariomycetes; Hypocreales; Nectriaceae.
AUGAUUAUAGAGACAACUGGCUACUGUGGGUGGUGUGAAGUUGUUGAAGACUGCGACGUAUACGAGUCCAGCAUCGAAUUAUUCAACCCAGAUAACAGUCAACAACACCGGAAUGUUCCCAAGGACGUACUCAUAGCCUACAACCGGCGUAUAGGCAUUCAACAUAUUCGAUACUUUGCAGGGCCCUACCAAUUGGUCAAAGAUGAAUCUUCAGUGGCUAUUCAAAUCGACGGAGCAUGCCGACGAAAUGGAACACAGUAUGCCCGAGGCGGCUGGGGAGUUUUCUUUGGUCCCAACUCGCAGUACAACAACUGGAGUCUUCUGCCGCCCAACGCGCCGCAGACCAGCACUUACGCGGAGCUUUAUGCUUUGCUCGUAGCACUGGAGAUGAUACGUGAUGAGUUACCGCUCUGGCUUAUGCAGCCAACUGGUCUAGGGUUUACAAUUGGCGGUGAGAAAUCCACGAUCUUGAGCACGAGCAUCAGUAAACCUUCAAUUAAGCACCCAUCGGCUAAAAUGUCUGCCUCAGAAGACUUCCUGAAUUGUGAAUCUUCCUCGAGUGAGGAAGAAGAGUACAAAGAGGAAGAAGAGUAUGAGGACAAUGAGGAGGAGGAUUACGAAGAUGAAGAGGAAGUAUUUAACGUGGAAGUCAAUAAACUUUUCCACCCAAGCAAGCUUCCUAUUCUCCAGGAUACUGCGUACGACGAACUCAUCAAAUUCAACCCUGAGAAGCAAAUAUCAUUCCUUGGAGCCAGAUUGGAGGCGGCAGGACCCAUAGUGCCAGCUGGCGAUAUAAUUGUCAUCAGACUCGCUACUGGAUUCCUCAAAGACCGCCUCUUGGCCAGAUCGACAUGA